GGUUCUUCAGAAUCUGUCUCUGGCUCCCCUCUGGCAGUGGACUCUCCUUUGUCCCUCAGGCAGAGGCCACUGCUCCCGAGGAACAGGCUGGAGGGGAUCGGAGGAGCUGUCUCACAGGGCAUUGAAAAUAUGCAGGUAACUUCUCCCUCAUCUCCCAUUUGCAGAGGAAUGGAAGCUGUGCCUGUGCAGCCAGAACAGGGUCCUGUAACCUUUGAUGAAGUUGCUGUGAAUUGCACAGAGGCCGAGUGGGCAUUGCUGGACCAGAACCAAAGGGCCUGCCACAGGGACGUCAUGGAGGAGACGCGUGAAAACGUGUUAUCUUUGGCCCGUGAGGUAAGACACAGCGAGAACCAGGAAGAAUUGUGCUGGGUACGCUUGAAAACAGUCAUUUGUAAAGAGAGUCAUCUUCAAGGAAGUAGAACUGAAGAAAAUACACACAGUAGAAAUGAUCAUUCAUCCAUUGCAAUUCACCAAAGUUUUCAGAGCUUCGAAAGUAGAAAGAGCUUCCAGGACAGACUGAACCUUGUUUUCCCUCAGGGAACGGACACAGAGAAACCCUUUAAAUGUCUGGAGUGUGGAAAGAACUUCAGUCACAGGGCAUCCCUGGCUUGUCACCUGAGGAUCCACACAGGGGAGAAACCUUUUACAUGUCUGGAAUGUGGGAAGAGAUUCACUCAGAGGGCGUCCCUGUAUUGUCAUUCACGGACCCACACAGGGGAGAAACCAUUUAAAUGCCUGGAAUGUGGAAAGAGCUUCAGUCACCGUCCAAACCUUGCCAGCCAUGUGAAAAUCCACACAAGGGAGAAAGCUUUUAAAUGCCUGGAAUGUGGAAAGAGCUUCCGUCACAAGGCACACCUGGAUUGUCAUCUGAGGACCCACACCGGGGAGAGACCAUUUAAGUGCUCAGAAUGUGGAAAGAGCUUCGGUAAUAGUGGAACCCUGAAGAAGCACAUGAGAAUCCACACGGGGGAGAAACCAUUUAAAUGCUUGGAAUGUGGGAAGAGCUUCAGGGAGAGGAGGCUACUCACUUCUCAUCAAAAAAGCCACAGAGAAAUAGAGAGAAAGAGCUUCCAGCACAGACCGAACCUUGUUUUCCCUCAGGGAACAGACACAGAGAAAUCCUUUAAAUGUCUGGAGUGUGGAAAGAACUUCAGUCACAGGGCAUCCCUGGCUUGUCACCUGAGGAUCCACACAGGGGAGAAACCCUUUACAUGUCCGGAAUGUGGGAAGAGAUUCAAUCACAAGGCAUCCCUGGAUUCUCAUUCGAGGAUCCACAGAGGGGAGAAACCUUUUACAUGUCUGGAAUGUGGGAAGAGCUUUGGCGAGAGCAGUACCCUGAAUGACCACAUGAGAAUCCACACAGGGGAGAAACCAUUUAAAUGCCUGGAAUGUGGAAAGAGCUUCUGUCACCGUACAAACCUUGCCAGCCAUGUGAAAAUCCACACAAGGGAGAAAGCUUUUAAAUGCCUGGAAUGUGGAAAGAGCUUCCGUCACAAGGCACACCUGGAUUGUCAUCUGAGGACCCACACUGGGGAGAGACCAUUUAAGUGCUCAGAAUGUGGAAUGAGCUUCGGUCACAGCGGAACCCUGAAUAACCACAUGAGAAUCCACACGGGGGAGAAACCAUUUAAGUGCUUGGAAUGUGGGAAGAGUUUCAGGCGGCGCGCACAACUCACUACUCAUCAAAGAAGUCAUGCGGAGAGAAAGAGAGAAGUUGAAAUGCUUGGAGGGUCACAAGACCUUCCAGAAAGUCAGGCAUCUUAUCUCUCAUCGAAAUAUUCACCCCGAUGAGAACUUGGCAAAUCUGCCUCCAGGCAUUGCAUUGGGGAAGGAUAAAAUUGUGUUUCCUAUCGAAACAAAGAACGAGAACAGAUUUCUGUAGUUCCCCAAAAAGCAUUGGGGCAGAAUCUGAUUUUCUAAUGACUGCCAUGGAAAUGCAGUUCCUUUUCUAAGAUGAUCCCUCCAGUUUUGUGUUGUUAGUUUUUUAUUCUCCCUUUUCUGACUUUCCAUUCCUCUUUGGAUGUUGGCAAAAAGAACUGUGCGGAAAGAGUUGGAUUCGGGCUUUUCCUUACGUGUAGACCCCCCCCCCAAAUUGA
Messenger RNA from Pogona vitticeps (central bearded dragon), 2096 nucleotides. Lineage: Eukaryota; Metazoa; Chordata; Lepidosauria; Squamata; Agamidae. The record is from RefSeq and is a predicted model, not a curated record.